AUGGCGCUCUUCAAGGCCAGUCCCAUCGUGCUGCUCGUUCUGGCGCUUGCGCUGGCGCCGACGACGUCGGCAGACAUCAUCGGCAAGGGCAAGGCCGUCAUCGCCGCGGCGCUGCUCGGCAAGGGCAAGGGCCCGGUGGUGGCGCCGGUCCGCACCGUGUUCGUCCCCACCCCCGUCGUGGUCGAGAAGAAAGUGGUCGUCGAGAAGAAAGUCUUCGUCGACCGCCCUGUCUACGUCCCAACACCCGUCUAUGUCCCCACCCCCGUGCCGACCCCUGUGCCCACUCCCGUGUUCGUGAACAUCGGCAAGGGCAAGGGCAAGGCCUGGGCGCCGGCGGCGCAGCCGGCGUUCGUGCCGCCGCAGGUCGGGAAGGGCGGGCUUUUCGGCAAGGGCAAGGCGGCGGCGCUGGUGCAGGCCGUUGUGCCCGUUGUGCCCGACAUUGGGAAGGGAGGCCUGUUCGGCAAGGGCAAGUCGGCCACGCUUGUCGGGAAGGGGACGGUCGGCGGGCUCCUGGGCUGA
Monoraphidium neglectum is the source of this 519-nucleotide messenger RNA. RefSeq lists its product as hypothetical. The record is from RefSeq and is a predicted model, not a curated record. The transcript is spliced from 2 exons. Bases 1 to 519 code for a protein of 172 amino acids. Lineage: Eukaryota; Viridiplantae; Chlorophyta; Chlorophyceae; Sphaeropleales; Selenastraceae.